CUAUUGAGCCUCACGUGGCCAGGAUGACCUAAGAGUGAUAUUUUUGUUGUUCUUUUCACAACAGGCUGUACUUACUAUAAAGACUCUGUAGUUCUGAUUGAACGUUUGUGACUUCCUUUAAUCUAACUAUUGCCAUUAUGAACAGUCCAAUUUGGUCCCACGUUGCUGUGUGUCCUUGAAUGCAACAGGAGUGCGCGCAUUAGGCACGCGCAGACACGACUCCCACCAAACUUUUCAGCGUGAUCCACACACACUGUGUACACACACACUGUGUACACACAAGUGAUCCAACAGGUCCGACCCGAUCCCACCGUGUCGUCUGCGCUGUGUCUGCGGGACACGCAGAGCCCCGGGGCCAGAGGAGUGUGUGAAAGCUCGUUGUGUCUGCGGGCCAUGUGAGCGCGCGGCGUGUCCCAGCACAGACCACAGAGACAUGUUCAGAGCCGGAGCAGCGCUCACACACACCGAGCUGUGACACUAAAGACAUGGAGAGCGGUGCCGUGUCCGCGCUGGACAGACCCGCGGCGGAGCUCACGGUGGUGGACGUGUACGACAUCGCCGCGCUGCUGGGACAUGAGUUUGAGCGGGUCAUAGACCGCUACGGCUGCGAGGCCAUGGUCGGAGUGGUGCCUAAAGUGGUCCGUGUGCUGGAGCUGCUGGAGGCCCUGGUGAACUACGGAGGGGCCCGCAACAAGGCCGAGGAGCUGCAACUGGAGCUGGACAGACUGAGACAGGAGCGCAACGACCGCUACGAGCUGGACCGCAGGCACCAGAUGGAGCUGGAGAUGGUGGAGGACGUGUGGAGGUCUGAAGUUCAGGACCUUCUGUCUCAGAUCUCUGAGCUCCAGAGCGACAACAAGAGGCUGCAGCUGUUCCAGGCUGUCCCCCAGAGUCCUGUGGCAGUGGACCCACAGCAGGAGCAGGAGGCAGUGUCAGAGAAAGAGCGUGAGCUUCUGCAGAAGCUGAAGGAUCUGGUGGACAAGCAGAGAGAUGAAAUCCGCUCCAAAGAGCACGAGCUGGAACGGAGGAGCCACGACGUGGACGCGCUCCAGCUGCAGCAGAGUCGUGUGAUGAAGAUGAACCAGGAGCUGCGUCACAGGCUGGCUGUGAUGGAGGCUCAGGGGAAGGCCCUGGUGCAGCAGAGGGCCGAACUGGAGGCAGUGGCCCAGGCACGACUACAGGAGCUGGGCCAGCUGAAGCAGGACGUGUCCCGUCUGCAGAGGGAGCUUCAGGACCUCCAGGACCUGCAAGACCUGCAGAACCUGCAGAACCUGCAGAAUCUGCAGAACCUGCAGCUGGACUCACACCUGGAGCCUGUGCACAUGAGCACAGGUCUGAGCAGAGCUGCGUCAGGACCUGAGGCCGCUCCUCUCACCGGGGCCCCUCCUGCUCCUCCAGACGCUACAGUGAAGCCCUGCUCAGUCUGGGUGGAGUGUGCAGGAGACCCGGAGUUUUUAGCCACGUGUUUUGAACGAGAGCCUCUGAUCACCGGCGACUGUGAGGAAACCGAAGCAGCACUUUUGUUAUCGGAGCGGCCAGCGGGGGCAGACUGUGGGGAGGACACAGACAGCAGUGAGUCAGACAGCCCUCGCUUCACCCUCCAGGAGCUCCGGGACGUCCUGCACGAGAAGAACCAGCUGAAGGCCCAGGUGUUCCUCCUGCAGGAGGAGCUGGCUUACUACAAAGCGGACGAGUGUGAAGAGGACCUGAGUGUGCAUGGGCUCUGUGAGGAGGAGAGUUCUGAGCCUCCUGCUGCUGCUGCUGCUGAGGGGCCCGAGUCCGGCAUCCGCAGACUGAUCUUCACGGCCAUCAUGCCCAUGGUGGCAGCAGGUCUGAUCUCAGAUGACCCCACCCUGAUGCCCAUCAGAAGACUCUCCAUCGCCUGACCUUUUAACACUAUUUAUUCUUUAACGCUCAGACACUUUUAAAUGCUUUAAUGUGUUUUUUUUUUUAUUGGUUGUCAGUCCAUGACAGUAUGGUGCCUUAAAGACUACACACAACAGUAUCCAAGAAAAGUAGCACUUUGAACUAGUUGAACAAAAAGGAGUUCUAACUAGUGAUUUUCUAAUUGUAAAAUGUUGUGUUAUUGUAAAGCACACAGGCUCUGCCCUGUGUGUGUUUUAUGGCAGGAAUGUGGACUUUGAGGCUUCUCUGUAAAUAAAGUGAAUAAAGUUAUUUUAUGUAA
Messenger RNA from Boleophthalmus pectinirostris (great blue-spotted mudskipper), 2185 nucleotides. Its product is annotated as RILP-like protein 1. Gene Ontology annotation, cellular component: ciliary basal body; cytoplasm. The record is from RefSeq and is a predicted model, not a curated record. Bases 486 to 1886 code for a protein of 466 amino acids. Gene Ontology annotation, biological process: cilium assembly. NCBI's taxonomy places the organism in Eukaryota, Metazoa, Chordata, Actinopteri, Gobiiformes, Gobiidae. The transcript is spliced from 8 exons. Gene Ontology annotation, molecular function: protein dimerization activity.